Messenger RNA from Eubalaena glacialis (North Atlantic right whale), 2786 nucleotides. It is a transcript of the gene TARS3, whose product is annotated as threonyl-tRNA synthetase 3. NCBI's taxonomy places the organism in Eukaryota, Metazoa, Chordata, Mammalia, Artiodactyla, Balaenidae. The record is from RefSeq and is a predicted model, not a curated record. Gene Ontology annotation, molecular function: threonine-tRNA ligase activity; ATP binding. The transcript has 19 exons. Gene Ontology annotation, biological process: threonyl-tRNA aminoacylation. Gene Ontology annotation, cellular component: cytoplasm. Bases 78 to 2486 code for a protein of 802 amino acids.
CGACACCGCAGUGCGCCCCUUCGCAGGCGACUGUAUCCAACGGGACGCCGGUACCUGUGUGAGGCGAGGCGGACGCCAUGGCGGCCGAGGCCCUGGCGGCGGAUGCUGUGGCGUCGCGCCUGGCGCGGCAGGAGGAGGACAUCCGCUGGCUGUGGACGGAGGUCCACCGCCUGAGGGACGAGCAGCUGAACGCGCCCGACCGCUGCCAGGCCGAGGGGCCGUGCCUCACGCGCGAGGUGGCGCAGCUGCGGGCCGAGAACCGCGAGCUGCGCCACCGCCUGUACCGCCUGCGGCUGUGCCUCGCGGAGGAGCUGAGCCACCAGGCGCGACGGGAGAGCGCCCUGCGGCAGGAGGCCGGGCGUGCGGCCGCGGGCGCGCAGCCUCCUCCUAGUCAGAGCCAAGAAAAGGACAUUAAAAAGAAGAAGGAAAGCGGGCCUGACAGUGAGGUGAAGAAUCCACUAAAUUUUGUGAAGGAAAGAUUGAAGCUUUUUGAAAUACUGAAGAAAGAUCAUCAGCUCUUACUUGCCAUUUAUGAAAAAAAGGGGAGUACAAGCAAUGUGAUCACAGUAAGAGUGGCUGAUGGGAAAACAGUGGAAGGGGAAGCUUGGAAAACAACACCUUACCAAGUGGCUGCUGAAAUUAGUCAGGAGCUGGCGGAAAGCACAGUGAUAGCCAAAGUGAAUGGGGAGCUGUGGGACCUGGACCGUCCGCUGGAAGGGGACUCCACCCUAGAGCUGCUCAUGUUUGAGGACAAGGAAGCGCAAGCUGUGUACUGGCACUCCAGUGCCCACGUCCUCGGGGAAGCCCUAGAGCUCCGCUACGGGGGCCUCCUGUGCUGCGGGCCACCCACCGACUGCGGGUUCUACUACGACAUGUUCCUCGAAGACAGGGCCGUGUCCAGCACAGAGCUGCCAGCGCUGGAGAGCGCGUGCAAGGCCAUCAUCAAAGAGCAGCAGCCUUUCGAAAGGUUGGAAGUCAGCAAGGAGGCCCUGCUGGACCUGUUUAAGUACAAUAAAUUUAAAUGCCGCAUCCUGAAGGAGAGGAUUAACAUGCCAACGACCACAGUUUACAGAUGUGGUCCACUAGUUGACCUUUGUAAAGGCCCCCAUGUAAGACACACUGGAAAAAUUAAAGCGAUAAAAAUUUUCAAGAAUUCCUCAACAUAUUGGGAGGGUAACCCUGAAAUGGAAACGCUGCAGAGGGUCUACGGGAUAUCCUUUCCUGAUGACCAGAUGAUGACAGCCUGGGAGAAGCUGCAGGAGGAGGCCAAGACCCAGGAUCACAGGAGGAUUGGGAAGGAACAAGAACUUUUCUUCUUCCAUGAUCUGAGUCCUGGAAGCUGUUUCUUUCUUCCCAGAGGAGCCUUCGUUUAUAAUACACUUAUGGAUUUCAUACGAGAGGAGUACCACCGACGCAGCUUCAUGGAGGUGCUCUCCCCCAACGUGUACAGCAGCAAGCUCUGGGAAACCUCUGGACACUGGCAGCAUUACAGUGACAACAUGUUCACCUUUGACAUUGACAAGGACACUUUUGCCCUUAAGCCCAUGAAUUGUCCGGGGCACUGUCUGAUGUUUGCCCAUCGUCCACGAUCAUGGAGGGAAAUGCCUAUUAGAUUUGCUGACUUCGGAGCUCUUCACAGGAAUGAGCCAUUGGGAACUUUGAGUGGCUUGACCCACGUCAGGCGCUUCCAGCAGGAUGACGCUCACAUCUUCUGCACUGUGGAGCAGAUUGAAGAAGAAAUAAAAGGGUGUUUGCAGUUUUUGCAAUCCGUUUACUCAACAUUUGGCUUCUCCUUUCAAUUAAAUUUGUCAACAAGACCUGAAAACUUUCUAGGGGAGGUUGAGAUAUGGGAUGAAGCUGAAAAGCAACUACAGAAUAGCUUGAUGGAAUUUGGGAAACCAUGGAAGAUGAACCCGGGAGAUGGAGCAUUUUAUGGUCCUAAAAUUGAUAUAAAAAUCAAGGAUGCUAUUGGCAGAUACCAUCAGUGUGCUACAAUUCAGCUGGACUUCCAACUGCCUGUAAGAUUUAAUCUUACAUAUGUUAGUAAGGAUGGGGAUGAUAAGAAGAACCCUGUGAUCAUUCAUCGAGCCAUUUUGGGGUCAGUGGAAAGAAUGAUAGCCAUUCUCUCAGAAAACUAUGGAGGAAAAUGGCCUUUCUGGCUGUCUCCUCGUCAGGUAAUGGUCAUCCCUGUGGAGCCAACUUGUGAAAAAUAUGCACUUCAGGUAUCCACUGAAUUUUUUGAAGAAGGAUUCAUGGCUGAUGUUGACUUAGAUCAUAGUUGUACACUAAAUAAGAAAAUACGAAAUGCACAGCUGGAUCAGUAUAAUUUUAUUUUGGUGGUUGGAGAAAAGGAAAAGACAAAUAAUGCCGUAAAUGUUCGAACAAGAGACAACAAAAUUCAUGGAGAGAUUUCAGUAACUUCUGCCAUUGAUAAAUUGAAGAAUCUCAAGAAAUCACGUACCCUGAAUGCUGAGGAAGAAUUCUGAAGUCCUUUCCUUGUGCUCACAUCUGUGUAACCUUGUUCUGAACCCUGAACAUGCAUUUUCCUUAGUUACCAUUCGUACUUCUUCUGAGAACUUGGGACCCACUGUCCGGUCCACUGAUGGGCACAGUGAGAAGUGAGACAGGGAAUGAGUGGCUGAUAUGCACAAAAUCUGAUUCACUAAUGUGUCUGCGGACAAUGAGAGGACAAGUGUGGGAAAUUUUAAAUUUCCCAAAUAUCUUGAGAGACUUAAAUGGGAAAAUGUCGUUCAUCAAAGAGGGAAAUACUAGGAAAUGAGCAUUAU